ACUCAACGUCUCAACCCCCAUAGAUACAUGUAUCUUUCUCUCUCUCUCUUUAUAUAGACACCUAGAAACGGUGGCAGUAAAGAUGAUGCAAAACAAUGGGCAAUCCACUUCUUUCUAAUCCUAGUUUCACAAAACCAAAACCUCCUACAAAACCAGCUGCCCAGCCACUUGACCCACCCGAAUCUUCUAUAUCACCCCACGCUUCCACCUUCAUCUUCAUCUCUACCCAAAAUUACACCAAAUCUUAUCUUUUUCACAUUCUAAAUUCUGGGUCUUCUUCUUCACACCAUUUCAGUUCAAGGGUACAUCUCAAAAUCCAAUCUUUAUCAGUUGUUAGCUUCAUUUCUACCCAAAAUAACACCAAAUUUUCAAUCUUUUUUAGAUUCUAACUUCUGGGUCUACUUUUUCACCAUUUCAGUUUGUGGGUACAUCUCAAAAUCCAAUCUUUAUCAGUUGUUAGCUUCAUUUCUGCUCAAAAUAACACCAAAUUUUCAAUCUUUUUUAGAUUCUAAAUUCUGGGUUUUCAUUUUCACAUCAUUUCAGUUAUUGGGUUCAUCUCAAAAUUCAAUCUUGAUCAAAUCUUGAAAUCAUCCAUACCCAAAAUAACAACAAAUUAUCAAUCUUUUUCAGAUUCUAAAUUCUGGGUUUUCAUCCACACACCAUUUCAGUUGGUGGGUACUUCUCAAAAUUUAAUCUUGAUAAGUUCUCAAAUUUUGUUACAAAUUUUCAAUGGAAAAUAAUGGCAUGUUCUCUAACACAUUAGGGCUAGAAAUGUCACUAACCCACCACCACCAAACCCCCAACUUCCUCCACCAGCAACCACCGUACGCCGCCGCAGUGAAACCAGCCACCGACGAAGAAACCAACAAUCCGGCGACCACCGACGACAGCGGCGGAGAUGGGAAGUUAAGAAAAGGGUCACCUUGGCAAAGGAUGAAGUGGACGGAUAAUAUGGUGAGGUUGUUGAUUAUGGUGGUUUUUUACGUCGGAGAUGAGGCCGGGUCGGAGCAACCGCCGGCGGGUGACACGGCGGCGAGGAAGAAAGGCGGCGGAGGUGGCGGUGGUGGUGGGGUGAUGCAGAAAAAAGGGAAGUGGAAGUCGGUUUCUUUGGCUAUGAUGGAAAGAGGGUUUUAUGUUUCACCACAACAAUGUGAGGAUAAGUUUAAUGAUUUGAAUAAAAGAUAUAAAAGGGUUAAUGAUAUUUUGGGAAAAGGGACUGCUUGUAAAGUUGUGGAGAAUCAAAGUUUGCUUGAAUCAAUGGAUCAUAUACCGGUUAAGUUGAAGGAAGAAGUGAAGAAGUUGUUGAAUUCUAAGCAUCUUUUCUUUAGGGAAAUGUGUGCUUAUCAUAAUAGUUGUGGUGGUGGUAGUGGUGGAGGUGGUGGUGGUGGUGGGGGUGGUGUGGGACAUCAUCCUUCGCCGCCGGAAGUCGGGACGGUGGAACGACAACAUUCGCACCAUAGACCGAAUUGUGUGCAUUCGAAUGAAGAUGAGGACGAAGAGGAGGAUGAUGAGGGGGAUGAUGAAAACGAAGAGGAUGGUGAUCGAGAAGAGGAGGAAGAUGACGGUUUAAGCACCCGAAAACGAGCUAGAGCGAUGGAGAACGGCGAUGUGAUCCGCCAAUUUAGUGGCGAGUUGAGUUCGGUGGUUCAAGAUUUAACAAAGAGUGUGUGGGAGAAGAGGCAAUGGAUGAAGGUGAGGAUGAUGCAAUUGGAGGAACAAAGAGUGGGGUUUCAAGGUGAAUCAUAUGAGUUGGAGAAAAGAAGAUCAAAGUGGUUGAAAUUUAGUUAUAGUAAAGAAAGAGAGAUGGAGAUUGAGAAGUUGAAGAAUGAAAGAAUGAAGCUUGAGAAUGAAAGAAUGGUGCUUUUGUUGAGGCAAAAAGAAAUGGAGUUGGUUGAUCAUCAACAACAACAAUAUUCAUCAAAUGUUCAUAAAAGGACUAGUGAUCCAUCAUCCAUAAAUGGCUGAUUUUCUUUCUUUUCAUGUUUAUGUGUAUAUACAAGUUGUUUUAGACAUAGGUUUGUUUUCUGUUAUUUGUUAAAUUUCAUUCAGUUUUGUUUCUUAUGGAUAUAUAACUUUUAAGGGAUAAAUUUGUUGGCUAA
Molecule: messenger RNA, 2099 nt
Organism: Helianthus annuus (common sunflower)
Lineage: Eukaryota; Viridiplantae; Streptophyta; Magnoliopsida; Asterales; Asteraceae
Product: kinesin-related protein 4
Exons: 1
Coding region: 730-1965 (411 amino acids)
Source: RefSeq, a predicted model, not a curated record